Molecule: messenger RNA, 507 nt
Organism: Trichoderma reesei QM6a
Lineage: Eukaryota; Fungi; Ascomycota; Sordariomycetes; Hypocreales; Hypocreaceae
Exons: 3
Coding region: 1-507 (168 amino acids)
Cellular component (GO): membrane
Source: RefSeq, a predicted model, not a curated record
AUGCUUCAACGAUCCCUAAGACUUCUUGCCUUUGGCAAUCAUUUCGCAGUAUGGGUGUCUUCACUCAUAGUUACAGGCAUACUGUCCUAUUUCCUUGUCAAGUAUAAUCUCAGCAACAACGCUCAUAUCAUCUACCAAGAAGUCAUCGCUACCAUUACGCUGGGCGUCUGGACCUUUGGCAUGGUCUUGCCGCUCGUCAAUGCCUAUGGUGGCCAGCUUUGGCUUGCGAAUCAUAUUCUAUCCUAUCUUUGGCUCACUUCCUUCAUCUUCUCGGCACAAGACUGGGCUGGCGGUCGAUGCACGACGCAUGCUCCCACUUUUGGUAAAUGCGGGCUGAAGAAGACCGUUGUAGCAUUCAACUUUCUUGCCUUCUUUUUCUUACUGGCAAACAUCUUUGUUGAAGGAUUGUUGUUCCGGGCCCAUCGAGACACGCGUGUGCAUACCCCAGGUGUUCACAAGUCACGUCCCAGCACUGCAUCUGAAGGAAACACAUCUGCUGCCGUGUAG